Messenger RNA from Sodiomyces alkalinus F11, 686 nucleotides. RefSeq lists its product as hypothetical. NCBI's taxonomy places the organism in Eukaryota, Fungi, Ascomycota, Sordariomycetes, Glomerellales, Plectosphaerellaceae. Gene Ontology annotation, biological process: post-translational protein targeting to endoplasmic reticulum membrane. Gene Ontology annotation, molecular function: protein binding. The record is from RefSeq and is a predicted model, not a curated record. The transcript has a single exon. Bases 153 to 659 code for a protein of 168 amino acids.
CGUGAAGCUCUCUCCGGAGCAUGUCGAGGACCCCAAGAACUUCCCCGCCAGGCCUCCCGUGCGUCUCCCUACCCCGUUCAAAUCAAAUACAUCGCCCAAGAGACUGACAGACUGACAUCACACUUCCGGCUAUUCAGUAUACUCUCCCCAAAAUGCAGAAAGCCUUCAGCAAACCCGACAAGACCGUCGUCCCAGGCCAAGAGCGCAGCGUUAGCGUGCACGUCAAGUCGCUGCGUGAGCCGCCCAUCGACCUGAAGCUUACCUCGCAGCCCCUCGCCACGUCCAUCUUGGACCUGAAGUCGACCGUGUCAGAGAAGACGCGGAUUCCCGUGGAAAAAAUGCGGCUCCUGCACCGGAAGAAGCCUGUACCAGACAGCAAGGUGCUCAAGGACUUGCUGGGCGGGGAGGAGAUCUCGAUCGAGUUUUCUGUCAUGGUCAUUGGGGGAGCAGCGGCCAUCAAGCCGGCGGAGUCCAAGGAUGAAAGCAACGUCGCUGCCGGGGGAAUGGCUACCGGGGGAGUGGCUACCGGGGCAGCGGCUCUAGAGACACAGGCAUUCUGGGACGAUUUGAAGGGCUUCCUGAUGCAGAGGUUAAAGGAUGAGAAGCAAGCGGAAGAGCUGGCCAAAACCUGGCGGAUAGACUGGGAUGAAAAGAGGUGACCAGGCCGGGAGGAGCACAAGCGGUAG